Molecule: messenger RNA, 3408 nt
Organism: Babesia bigemina
Lineage: Eukaryota; Apicomplexa; Aconoidasida; Piroplasmida; Babesiidae
Product: Ser/Thr protein kinase, putative
Exons: 2
Coding region: 1-3408 (1135 amino acids)
Biological process (GO): protein phosphorylation
Molecular function (GO): protein kinase activity; ATP binding
Source: RefSeq, a predicted model, not a curated record
AUGUUGCGGGAAGCGUCGACAUCGGUCAGCCAGCAGAUCCGGAACGAUAUAGAAUGCCUCAUAAAGCUCGAAGGCGUGUCGCUAUAUAUCGUGGACCGAGGAUUCUUAUCGCAGGGCCCAGAGGAGGAGGAAUCGGAACAGUCAUCCAUUGUGUUUGAGGCGUCUAGUGGUGGUAACGAAGCCGCUACGGCAUGCCAGUUGCAGGUGGUAAUCACGCUAUCAGGCUGCAUUCACAGCGUUAAACGCAACCGAGAUACCGUCAUCACGCUGGGAGUGGAGGUGCCGGUGGAGUUCCCGCAGGGCGACAUCAGGGUUGAACUUAUACAGAUAUCCAAUGCCCAGAAAACGUUCGAGCGAACAUGCAUCAACCGGCUUCAAGCGCCUUCCUUGGAGGAACGUAGUGAUUCGUCGGAGGCUCUGGGGCUGCGUGACCGGAUACUGUCAUUCUACCGGUACCUUCAGGAGACUGUCAAGCAGGCAACAGUUGGAAGUAAGCGUGAGGGCAACGACGGCUCAUUAACGCCGGGGGAGGGAAACACGUCAUCGCACUACUGCAGCGAUUCAAGCCUAAGCGAUGAGUCGCGCGAGAUUUUGUCGUCUGUCACUCCGUCUGAGAGCGUGAGCCUGCUGUCCGGACGUCGACACCUCGACGUCUAUACGGGCACGCGGAUCGAGUCAGCGAGGUUGCACAAACUGCUAGCGAUGCACUCGCGGUACUACCGAGAGUUCGAUCACCAGAAGGUGCUUGGCUCAGGCUCUUUCGGUUGCGUGACGAAGGUCUCUCGCAACGGGAUCGCGUACGCCUUGAAGCAGAUCCCAAUCUACAAGAACCACGGGAGGACGCUGCAUGAGGAAGCCGCGGUUCUGGCGAGCUUGCAGCAUCGAUAUAUCGUACGGUACUACGACGCGUGGGUCGAGGAGCCAUAUGACGUCAUCAUGUCAAAAUUCGUAGGACCGGAACCCCGGCAGGGCAGCCACAGCCUGCAGUUCAGCUACGCUGGCAAGAACGUACAUUCUCCACUCUUCGACAGUGGUUCCAUCUCCCUCAUGGGAGGUUUUAGAGUGCACUCUUCUUUGCAGCGCAAGAUCAGACUGCAAAACCAGGUCAGCCGGGAGGUCAACAGCCACCGCAACUCCAAGGUACGGCACGUCAGUAGCAGCAGGCGGAAGUCGAAGCCGGUGAAGUACCUGUUCAUACUCAUGGAGUACUGCGCGGAGGAUACCCUCCUCAAUGCGGUGUCGGACGGCCGCCUGCUGGGGAAGCCGCAGCUGGCGGUCGAGCUGUUACGGCAGAUCCUUGAGGCGCUGAGCUACAUCCACGAAAAACGGAUUAUUCACCGCGACGUGAAGCCUUCCAACAUCUUCCUGAAAUCGGAGGAUGAAACGCUAUCGAUCAAGCUCGGCGACUUCGGACUGACGGCGAAGAUGCGGACCGACCCGUCGUCCAUGUCGACAGGCGUGAAUCCCACUGGCGUGGUUGGCACGAUCCACUACAUGUCGCCGGAGCAGGAGCGCGGAUGCCCCUACGACGAAAAGGUGGACAUCUUCGCCGCGGGGGUGGUGUUUUUCGAGAUGCUCUCGCCGCCGUUCAGCACGACCAUGGAGCGCUCGGAGGUGCUCUCGUCGUUCUCGACGACCGAGAAGAAGUGGCCGUCGGAGUUCCAGUCGCGCGUAGAGACACGCGUGUUCAAAGUGCUGGAGUCGAUGCUCAGCGUGGACCCAACUAAACGGCCUUCCGCGAGCCAGCUGCUUCAGAGCGAGCUCUUCGCAUGCUUCAAGCUGGACACGUGGACGUUGUACCAGGUGGUGUCCCAGUACCCGCAUUCCAUGGAGUCCACACAGCUGCUGGCCUCGAUGUUUGGCCGCAACGAGACGGCGGAUUCCACGUUCUCGUACUUCAAUAGGCUGCCGGACGACUCGGCCAGUAGCAGCUACGUCAACGUGGAGCUGCUGCGGCGGUACUCGCAGGAGUUGGGGCGUAGGGGAGCGAUACGCUUCGAAGCGCCCCUCUUUGUGGUGGCGAGUGCGGACGAGGACGACCCACAAAGUGAAUUGGAAUACCACCUGCUUCUCAACGACGGUCGGACGUGCCAGUUGCGGACCUGCAUUCUGUCGGCACUGGCGGAGUACAUCCCGCCGGUGUUUCUGAUAGUGAUGCGCCGUUGGUACUGGGGAAAGGCGUACACCAGGGACCCCGCGGGAGGACACCAUCCGUGCGAGUCGUGGCGCUGCGCCUACAACAUCAUCGCAGACUACAGCAUCCUGCUCCAGGAAAUAGGGUCCUGCUCCGACGCCCUCGACACGUUCUUCACAGCCGAGCUCAUAUACACCGCAGUGCGGCCGCUCAUUCGGUUUGUGCCGAGCUCAGUGACGGUGGAGUGGACAUACGAGCACUUCGCGUGCCGGAUACUAGAGGAAGGCGUGGGACUGCAUGGCAGGUGGUUGGAGGGAGUGAGGCAUUUGAUUGUGGAGAACGCGAAGCGCACCAACGUGAUGAAGCAGCGGCUGGCUGAAUAUCUGCGCGCCGUUUCCGUGCCAGGGUUCACUUCCGAGUCGCUGUGCAGUUGCGUCUCACAGAUUGCCGCCCUGCUGUCCACGGGAGUGGUGUCCCCCGUGGGUGACUACAUGAACUCCAUCGCACGCACGCUGCACAGUUUCGGGCGCGAGGUCAUGCAGUUCAACGCCCUCGCCCGGCAUUUGCAGUCCAUGGAGCGCUAUCUCACCCUGAAGGACUGCGAGUUCGUGUUCGUCCCGUUGGGGUUCGCACCUUGGCACGAGAGCAAGUACACCAACUUCAGUUUCAACGUGAAGUACACGGUAGGUAAGCGGGUGUUCGACGGACUGGUGGGCGGAGGCUGCAUCAACUCGUUGUUGCCGCAGCGCAAGGGCACAAUAUUCGGACCGCCGCAGCGGAACGCGUUUGGGUUCGAGGUGAUACUGGACCCGCUAAUAUCGCACUUCCUCCAGCAGGAGGCGUCGAUACUCGGGAAGAGCGGAAUGGUGGGACUGCAGUGCGGCUACCAGCUGUUCCCGCAGGUGCUCAUAUGCAUUUCCAUCCAGGACGUUGUGCACCGGGCCGUUUCACUGGAGCACGGCAUGUACAAGGCCGGCAUCGUGGUGGAAAAGCAGCUCGGGUACCCCAGCAGCGUCCGCAAGCUGAGGAAGCACAUCUCCGGCGGGCUACUGCCGCUGUCGAGGCUCGAGGUGCUCGUCAUCGUCAAGCACUGGACAGGCAGCUCCGCCAGCGGGGCCGCAACGACGGAAACGGGCAAAUUCGAGGCCACUUACCCGCCGACGGAUGUACAGUACAAGCUUAUUUUCGUCCACACGGGCAACGAAAUGAUUCUAUGGGACGAGCGUGAGGUGUUGAACCAGGUGUGCCAGCAUGUAUACAGGCGCUACUUGUAA